UCAUACUGUCAGCUGUAGAUUGUAAUUAAUAGUGACAAACAUAUUUGUACCAAUUACAAGUAAGAACACUAACAAAAGAGAGAGGAAGAGAAAUACUGAUCAUUCUUGUUUGCAAAUUACUCUUAGCAUUCAACAGAUUUCAGAAAUGGAGAUUGGCUUAGCAGUUGGUGGUGCAUUUCUGUCUUCAGCUUUGAAUGUUCUCUUUGAUAGGCUUGCUCCUCAUGGUGAUCUGCUCAACAUGUUUCAGAAGAAUAAGCAUGAUGUUCGACUCUUAAAGAAGCUGAAAAUGACUUUGGUUGGCCUUCAGGCUGUGCUAAGUGAUGCAGAGAAUAAGCAGGCCUCAAAUCAACAUGUGAGCCAGUGGCUUAAUGAACUUUGAGAUGCUGUGGACGGCGCUGAAAACUUAAUGGAACAAGUCAGUUAUGAGUCUUUGAGGCUUAAGGUGGAAGGUCAACUUCGAAAUCUUGCAGAAACAAGUAACCAGCAAGUAAGUGACCUCAACCUGAGCUUGAGUGAUGAUUAUUUUCUUAACGUAAAGGAGAAGUUGGAAGAGACCAUUGAAACAUUGGAGGAUCUGCAAAAGCAAAUUGGUCUCCUUGGCUUAAAGGAGCAUUUUGCUUUGACUAAACAAGAAACUAGGAGACAUUCAACUUCUUUGGUUGAUGAAUCUGAUGUCUUUGGUCGGCAGAAUGAAAUAGAGGAAUUGAUUGACCAUUUAUUGUCCAAGGAUGCAAGUGAAAAAAGUCCGGCUGUUGUCCCUAUUGUUGGAAUGGGGGGCGUGGACAAGACAACACUUGGUAAAGCUGCUUACAAUGAUGAGAAGGUGCAAAGCCAUUUUAAUUUAACAGCUUGGUUUUGUGUGUCUGAGCCAUAUGAUGCUUUCAGAAUAACAAAAGGGUUACUUCAACAAAUUGGCUCAUUGCAGGUUGAUGACAAUCUUAAUCAGCUGCAAGUCAAAUUGAAGGAAAGCUUAAAGGGGAAGAGGUUUCUUAUUGUUCUGGAUGAUAUGUGGAAUGAAAACUAUAACGAGUGGAAUGACUUGUGGAAUGUUUUUGUUCAAGGAGGUAUUGGAAGUAAGAUCAUUGUGACGACACGUAAAGAGAGUGUUGCCUUGAUGAUGCAAACUGAGCAAAUUAGUAUGGAUACCUUUUCAAUUGAUGACUCUUGGUCUUUAUUUAAAAGACAUGCAUUUGAAAACAUGGACCCUAUGGAACAUCCGGAACUUGAAGAGGUCGGAAAACAAAUUGUAGCUAAGUGCAAAGGACUGCCCUUAGCUCUGAAGACGCUCACUGGUAUGUCACGCUCCAAAUCAGAGUUGAAAGGGGAGAUUAUUUUGAGAAGUGAGACAUGGGACCUGUCAAAAAAUGACAUAUUACCAGCGUUGAUGUUGAGCUACAAUGAACUUCCCCCAGAUUUAAAGCCAUGUUUUUCCUAUUGUGCAAUAUUUCCUAAAGAUUAUCCAUUUAGGAAAGAACAAGUUAUUCAUCUGUGGAUUGCUAAUGGUCUUGUAGAACAACGGGGAGAUGAAAGAAUUCAAGAUUUAGGCAACCAAUACUUUAAUGAGUUGAGAUCAAGAUCGUUGUUCGAAAGGGUCCCAGAAUCUUCUGAAAGAGACGGAGGGAAAUUCUUAAUGCAUGAUCUUGUCAAUGAUUUGGCCCAAAUUGCAUCUUCAAAACUUUGUGUCAGGUUGGAAGAAUGCCAAGGAUCUCAUAUGUUGGAACAAAGUCGGCAUAUGUCGUAUGUAAUGGGGAAAGGUGGUGACUUAGAGAAAUUGAAUCCGCUCUCUAAGUCAGAGCAGCUGAGGACAUUGCUUCCAAUCAAUAUCCAGGACCUUUACAACCCUUUUAUAAGCAAGAGUGUGCUGCAUAACAUACUGCCAAGUCUAAUAUCCUUGAGGGCAUUAUCAUUAUCUCAUUACUGGAUUAAGGAGUUGCCAGAUGCUUUGUUUAUCAAAUUAAAGCUCUUGAGAUUUUUGGACCUUUCUUGGACAGAGAUUAUAAAGUUGCCCGAUUCUAUCUGUGCAUUGUAUAACUUGGCGACACUUCUCAUGUCAUCUUGUAGAUAUCUUGAGGAGUUACCGCUGCAGAUGGAAAAGCUAGUCAACUUGCGGCACCUUGACAUAAGCAACACUUUUCACUUGAAGAUGCCGCUACAUCAGAGCAAGUUGAAAAGCCUCCAAGUGCUAGUGGGAGCCAAGUUUCUUCUAGGUGGUUUGAGAAUGGAAGAUUUGGGUCAACUGCAUAACUUGUAUGGAUCUCUAUCAAUUCUAGAGUUGCAAAUUGUGGUUGAUAGAAGGGAAGCUCUGAAGUCAAAGAUGAGGGAAAAGGAACAUGUUGAGAAGUUAUCUUUGAAGUGAAGUAUUGCCGACAAUUCACAAACUGAAAGAGACAUACUUGAUGAGCUACGCCCAUACUCAAAUAUAAAAGGACUCCAAAUCUCCGGAUAUAGAGGGACACAAUUUCCAAAUUGGCUAGCUGAUCCUUCGUUUCUUAAGCUGCUAGUACAAUUGUCUCUUAGCAACUGUAAGGACUGUUUUUCCUUGCCAGCACUAGGACAACUUCCUUGUUUGAAAAUCCUUUCCAUUAGAGAGAUGCAUCGAAUAACAGAGGUGACGGAAGAUUUCUAUGGUAGUCCGUCCUCCGAAAAGCCUUUUAACUCUCUUGAGAAGCUUGAAUUUGCAAAGAUGCCUGAGUGGAAGCAAUGGCACGUUCUAGAGAACAGAGAGUUUCCUGCACUUCAGAAACUUUCAAUUGAAAAUUGUCCGAAGUUGAUGGGAAAGCUGCCUGAAAAUCUUUGUUCUCUGACAGAACUGAGAUUUUCAAGAUGUCCUGAACUCAAUUUGGAGACACCCAUCCAUCUUUCAAGUCUAAAAUGGUUUGAAGGUGAUGAUUCUCCUAAGGUUGGAGUUAUUUUUGAUGAAGCUGAACUGUUUACCUCCCAACUUGAGUUAAUGAAGCAGAUUGAGGAGUUAUAUAUUAGUGAUUGCAACUCUCUUACCUCCUUGCCUACUAGCACUCUACCGAGUACCUUGAAGCAUCUAACGAUAUGUCAUUGCCGGAAAUUGAAAUUGGAUCUGCAUGAAUGUGAUUCUAUAUCAUCACCUGAGUCGGUCCCAAGAGUACGCACUUUGUCGAUAUGGAGUUGCCAAAACCUUACUAGGUUUUUGAUUCCUAAUGGGACUGAAAGACACGGUAUUCGUUGUUGUGAGAAUCUUGAAAUACUUUCGGUGGCAUGUGGAAUCCAGAUGACGACAUUGAUUAUUUCGGAAUGCAAAAAGCUGAAGUGGCUGCCAGAAGGUAUGCAGGAACUCCUUCCAUCUCUUGAGGAACUGCGACUGUCUGAUUGUCCAGAAAUAGAGUCCUUUCCUGGUGGAGGAUUGCCCUUCAAUUUACAACUCCUUGUGAUUGAAAGUUGCAAGAAACUGGUGAACGGCCAAAAGGGGUGGUGUCUACAUAGACUCCCCUCUCUCAGAGCAUUGGACAGCUACCACGAUGGCAGUGAUGAAGAGAUUGUUGGUGGUGAGAAUUGGGAGUUGCCUUGCUCUAUUCAAAGUCUUACCAUAGACAAUCUGAAAACAUUAAGCAGCCAACUUCUCAAAAGCCUCACCUCUCUUGAAUAUCUAGAUACACGUAAAUUACCUCAAAUUCAGUCACUGCUGGAACAAGGGCCUCCCUCCUCUCUUUCUAAGCUACAUUUAUAUCUCCAUAAUGAGCUCCAUUCACUACCGAUUAAAGGUCUUCGGCACCUCACUUCGCUUCAAAGUCUAGAGAUCAGCAGUUGCCAUCAACUCCAAUCACUUCCUGAAUCAGGGCUUCCCUCUUCUCUUUCUGAGCUGACCAUCAGGGAUUACCCUAACCUCCAAUCCCUUCCAAUAAAAUGGAUCGCAUCUUCCCUCUCUAAACUAUCUAUUUGCAGCUGCCCAUUUCUCAAACCACUCCUAGAAUUUGACAAGGGGGAGUACUGGCCAGAAAUUGCUCAUAUUCCUCAAAUAUAUAUCGGUGUUACGAUAUUUGACCACGAAUCAGAAUGCCUGUGAUGAUUAAUAAAAAAGAAGCUCCCACAGAUUUACUUGAGUAAGGAGGAUGCGGUUUAGAGCUGCUCAUGUUCACCCUUGUUGAUACAAGCACGAUCAUGAAGAUGGACACUUUUGAGUAUUUUGAAUGCAACAGACAGAGUGUACGAGUUGAAGUGUAAAAAGGGCUCCAAAGUCGCCCCUCUAUUGCACUCCAUAGGUUCCAUUUUGUUCAUUCAACACUAAGGGGCACUUUUGUCAUUUUGUCUCUUAUUGUAAUAAGUCUAUAAAUAGAACAUGUUAGGGUUUUAGGUGAUUGGUUGUUGAAUGUUGAUGAUAGAACACAUAUUUUGAGAGGGAGAGCCUCCCUAGGCCGAAACUAGGACAUGAGCAAGUGUGGAUUCACUUGGGAAUUUGUAUUGCUUGGAAACGAUGGUGCUUGAGCGGUGAAAUCCCCUCGUGUCUUCGUAAGAGUGUGGUGUUGCUAUCGUAAGUUCUAGGGGUCCUUAGAUUUAAUAUAUCUUUGGGUUCUUGGGUCUUAUUGUAGUGUAUGUCUCACUAUCUAUCUCUACAUUUCAUGUCUUAGUUAGUGUUGUUUAGGGAAACCGUUGGUUAUUGUUGUUCAUGUAUCUUGUAACCGUUUGUUGUUGUUAUUAUCCUUAUCAUAUUGUUAUCUAUCUUCUUGUGUUCAUCAUGUUUUAGUGGCUGUUUUGGUGUAUAAAUACACCUUGUUUCCUUGUAUUCUUGUGUUGUAGUUGUUUGACCGAAACUAGGUCUCAAAGGGGUCCUCGGAUUCCUCUUGAUUUGUGGACUGUUUUGACCUUUUCUUGUGUUCCUUGGUCUUCUUGUGUCACUUGUGCUUUGAUAACGUCUAGAAUCUUAUCAUCCUCCGGAAAUGCAGAGUUUCUAAAGUCUACUAGAAUAUCCAAGGUAUACGUGGAAAAAAUUCUGGUUCCUAUAUAUCAAAAAUACGCAAGGUUGUUUCCAGCUAAUUCAGCAUCUAAAAGCAUCAGAACAAUGAAUUACCUGGCUUCAACUAUCAGCGUGUUUUUAGUCUUCUUUUUUCUUGAUCAGUAUUUUCGUAACAAUUGCUCUUAGCUCAGUUGGUGAAAGGAGAGUUAACUUUCUUCGUUAGGAAUUGGUAGCUAUUUCAUGAAUCUAGUUUUUGCCUAAAUCAUAGUAAAAGACUGUCCGUUUCACCAUUCAUGUAAUGCUAAAUUUUUUCGUUGUUUUACAUUUGUCUCUUUGCUUGAAGUUUCAUUGCAAUAGCAAUUCUUGUAUUCUUGAAGUUUCUUUGAGCAAGGAAGAGGUGCUCCGGGGUAGUGAUUGUAUCCAAUCAGUGUCGAUAAAGGUCUUCCUUCAUCGCUCUACAUUCUGACAGUCAUUAAUCUCUCUAUCUCUGAAUUAUGUAUGUACGACGUCCAUUGCUUGAACCAUGUUCACACGUGAGACUUGUGAGGGCUAGCCUAAAAUUUAUUUGUUCCCAUCUAAAAGGAUCGGGUGGUAAACACAUCUAAGGAUGAAGUUCCUGCUACUAGGAACAAUAGUUACACUUCGGAUAACCUUCCAGUUAUUUUAAAAAAUUUCCCCUUGCUUGUUUAUUAGCUAGUUUCAGUUUUGUUGUUAUUUGCGGAAUCAUUUGGAAGGGCAUGAAUUCUGGGAAUAAUAAAAUCUCUAUUGCACAAUGAGGUAUACUUUGCCUAUUCCUUGUAAGAAAACUCCAGAAAAAAUGAAAUAAAAAAUGAAAGACGAUUUUCAAACACUGUUUUUUUUAACGUUAAGUAGCUUUAUUCAUUGAUCUUCAAUGUUUCAACAGCAUGGCAUUUGAUAGGUAAUACUAAUGAUUGAUGAAUGUUGACUUCUUCCGUAUCUCUAUAGUUGAAUGGAAACUGAUCGUCACUUUCCAACUUCAUAUUUUUUGUUUGUAUUUGUUUCCUUUUUUACUUUCCUAUUUUUAAAGUCAGCCUCAUAUGGAAGCCGGGAACUUUAAAAUCAGCAUUGAUUUGCAUUGGAAAUGAAGUUAUGAUAUUAGAACUAUGCCAAAUGUCUGAAUGAGAACUCCUAGAGUUGGGGACUAGGAACCGAAUUUCGUGCAAAUACAAGUGUCUAUUUGUGUAUUACAUAAAACUAUGUGAGAUGUUUAACAAUUGAGAAACCUUCAAUUCUUGAUUAAUCGUUAAACCAGUGACAUCAGAGAUGAAUUAACAGCUCGCUCCCUUGACACUGCUUUGUUAUUCUAGCUUCGUCAGCACUAAAAAUUGCUUGUGAGCCAUAUCUGGCAUAUUAAAAUUACU
Messenger RNA from Capsicum annuum, 6306 nucleotides. Its product is annotated as putative disease resistance protein At3g14460. NCBI's taxonomy places the organism in Eukaryota, Viridiplantae, Streptophyta, Magnoliopsida, Solanales, Solanaceae. Gene Ontology annotation, molecular function: ADP binding. The record is from RefSeq and is a predicted model, not a curated record. Gene Ontology annotation, biological process: defense response to other organism.